CCGGAUUGAACCAACUGGGAGGAGGAGGAGCAGCAAACGCGCCCCAUUUCCACAUCUGCGCUUGCGUCGCUGAGACUUGGCGGCAGAUUUCGUAUUUCGAGGAAGUGGCGCGCUGCUACUGCUGCUGAGGCGCAGCUAUGGAGACCGGUUUAUUUAACAACACCAGUGAUGUUAUGGAUAAAAAUGUUACUACAUCUCCAAAGAAGCCAUCUUUCUUUGAAAUAUUCAAAGCGCAACACAGUGAAUCAGAUUUAGGACCAAUAAGUAUCAACUGGUUUGAAGAACUCAGUUCAGAAGCUCCACUGUAUAACUCUAAAAGACCAGAAGAACCUGAACAUAAAACUAGUGACCUGGACCAAAGUAAUUUUAAAACACCACAGAGGAAGCUGCCAGCAAAAAACCAAUUUGCAUCAACUCCAAUGAUAUUUAACGAACCAAAUAAAUCGGUGCCAUUUGUUUCUCCUAUAAAAGAAUUGGGUCAGAGCAAAGCAGAAGCAGUGCUAAAUGGAAGUUUCCUGCAUACACCCAAGAUUUUUGAGGUUCAGACACCAAAAUGUGUUUUUGAAAGCUUAGGAGCAGAAGCUGAUCCUGAGAUGACUUGGUCAAGUUCAUUAGCAACGCCUCCUACACUUUCUCCAACAGUCAUAAUAGCUAGAGGAAAUGAUUCAGUUUCUGGAACAAAGCAGCAUAAUGAAAAAAUUGAGUUGGUCAUGCACAGUCUCAUCUCCAAAUAUGGUAGAAGUCCCAAGACAGAUAGUAUGCAUGUGCAGUCCACAUCAGGAACAGAAGAUGCAUGUGCAGAAACUGACAGCAAAAUCCACAAUUUUGAAAGGUUAUUAGCGGGAUCCUUUGGUAAGAACAUAUUUCACAGUAAAUUAGGAGAAGAUUAUAUGCUACCAAAUGUACCAAUGGAUGAAGAUACACAUGAUGGAACGGAGAAUGAUCUUUCUGUAUGCCUUGCAAGCAGCAAAGCCUUUGUAAGAAAACCAAAAAGAGUCAAGGAAAGUAAGACAUGUUCUGAUAAAGGAAAACGUGAAUAUCAAGAAACUGAUGAAGACAAAAUUAUAACAAAAUAUGGAAAUUCUGCCAAAUGUCACCUGCAGACUAUUCCAAAUAAUGGAAUGCAAAAGCAUUCUUUGAAUCAGAAUAGCACACCAAAAGAAGAUGAAAUACCAUCAUCUUUGCUUUGCUCAUGGUCUCAGCUGGACUUAUCUGGACUUGACAUGACACAGCUUGAAAAAACAUCCUCACACUGUUCUGAUUCAUCUCCUAUGUCACAUAUCAAGAAGUGUUCUGAAGAUAGGCAAUUAUCUGUUGGCAAAGAGUGUCCUAGUACUGAAAUGCUAGAAUCGUGUAUUCAAAACACAUCAUGCCUAAUAAAAGGUAACAAGCUGCUAAACACCAGUUCUCUGGAAAUAAUACCACCGCCUGAAAACUCUCCAUUGCCUGUUGCGAUUAUGAGCAAUAAGAGCCCAAUGUUGGUGAAAGAUUGUGAGGCUGAGCUGGCGUCUGUCAUAAAUGUUUCAGACAGUAGUUCCUUCAUAAUGGAAAACACAACUUUUACAGAAGCUGAUAAUAGUUGCUGUAAUUACUCAAGAGAAAAUUGUAAAAAAACCUAUGAUCCUCUAGGUAGUGUUUCUACCCAAGCUGCUGGUGAUGUUAGUGGACUUAGAAGGUCUGGGUUGAAAAGUAUGACCUCACUUUCUGGUUUGAAAAAACGACCUAAAAAAUUUAUUUAUACAAUAAAUAAUACCCCAGUUCACCAGGAAGAAGGAAUCACAAAGAGAGAUGGCUCCUCUGCUUGCCUUGUGCCAACUUGUACAGAUUUAAAAUAUGAGAUUUCUGCAACAGCCAUAAUAAAUGAAGAACGAAAGGAAGACAUUAUGCAUGCUAACAAGCACGUACUUGAAGAGAAACAGCAAACAGAGUCUGAUAAAAACUGCAUUCUUAGUAACAUUUCCCAUGAAGCUCCACUCAAUUACACAGAAUGUAAUUUUACAUAUCAGUUGUCAAUACUUCAACAGACAGACAACAGAAAAGGAACAAUUAUGCCUUCAAGUAAUAUAUCUGCUAAUCAAGAAACAGAGUCAAGUGAAAGCAUGUCCCAUUCAGUUGGUCACAAGAUAAAUUUACAAAGAGAGAAUGGUGAAAGGUGUAUGAGUUCAUUGAAAGAAGCGGUGGUGGAGGAAUCUACAUUGGGAAUACAUGCAUCAAAAACUGAAAACAAACAAGAAAUCUUGGAAUCAGCUACACAGAAGUUUUUGGAAAGUGGCACUCAGGUGGCUGAACUUGGGUCUCAAGCAAAGGAAACACCAAAACCUACUAUAGAUGAAUCUUUUAAGCUUAUAGCAUUGGAGAAAAAGUUAGACCCAAGCCAGCAUCUACAAGUAAACUUAGCAGGAAAUGCUGAAGAUAUUGAGCAGAGGUGGUUAGGAGGUAUAAGUCAUAGCAGAACUGAAAAGUUUGGUGGCUUCAGAACAGCAUCCAAUAAACAGAUAGCACUAUCUGAUUGCAACAUUAGAAAAGGCAAGUUAUUGUUCAAAGACAUAGAAGAUAAAUUUAUUGAAGAUUUUCCUAGCAAAGGAAUGCAAAAUAUUUCAAAUGAAAAUGCACAGAGAGGUGCUGAGAUAUCUUCACUUGGAAUGAAGAAACUGACUGAAAAUUCAUCUAAUUUUUCACACAUUUCUGAUCUGCUCAGUAUUCAGAUGAAUGGGGCCGAAAUUAUUUUUCCCAAGUGUGCCAGUUCUGCUUUCCAGAACGUGCUUAGUAAUCAACAUCCUGAAGGAAAACUAAAUUUAACAGCAAGCCAAGAAGCUGAAGUUACUGAAAUUUCUAAUAUACUAGAAGAAACAGGUAGUCAAUUUGAAUUUACACAGUUCAAAAAGCAUAAGACGGUGGUGUUCAAUAAUGCUGAUGAGAUGUCUGGAAGCUUUGAUAAAAAUGAUAUAUGUGCUGAAGUUUGGAAAGAAACUGAUUUUGAGAAAAGCUCUGAAGAAAAUGUUCAAAGAGGCCAUGAUCUGUCUCCCAAUAAACAUAAAGGCACAGCUGAUAAAUCUAAGAUACAGAUACAAAGUAGUGAAGAAGCUACAUCCAUUAAUUCAAGCACAAAACAGAACAAUAUUUUUGUCCCAAUUGUUUCAGCACCAUCACAAUUCAAUUUGUCUGAUCUGGGGAGCUGUAGUGCAGCUGGGGGCAAAGAGAUGAGCUUUUAUGUUGAUGCUAUAAAGGAAACUACAAAUUUAGUCAGUGAUCUGGAUGGAGUGAAUGAAAUGCUUAGCCCUCACCAAAAAAUAUUGCUACGCGAUUGUUCAAAUAGGUGCAACAAUAGCUGGAGUAAUCCGAACUGCAUGAAAGAGAGAGAGAUUGAUUGGCAUCAGAGGGUCAAAGAAGUAAAUGCUGAAUAUUUGAUGAAAAAGAAUACAAAAGAUACAAUUAAAUUUGUUAAAGAAAAUAUAGAAAGUAAGUCAAAAAUUAUAAAUUAUAAUGAAGGCAGGGUUCAGAUUUCUAGUACUACAGAAGUUAACCUAAAAAUUAUUAAAAAAUACUCAGUCUGUAUGACAGGAAAUGAACUGUCUUCCUUUGAAAAUAAUCAAAGUGUAUUAGUCUCACAUCACUUUGUAAACUGUGCAGAAACUCAGUGUAAUUAUAAUUUGCAAGAAGCUUUGUCGGAUCUAACAUGUUUAGCUGAAGUUGCUAAAACUGAAAAAAGAUCCGCCUUGAAUAAUGCAUUUGGAAAAGAAAACUGUAAUUUAAAUCAAGAGGAGAAAAAGGUGAGCAAUCUACAAAGUGGUUGUUUUCUUAAGAGAUUUCACACUGUUGCUGAUGGCAACUUACUUGCAGGAAAAAGUAAAAAGCUUCAUUUGUUGGCUGUCUCCUGUCCAAAAGAAGAACUAGAGACUAUGUCAACUUCCAGUGGGAAGACAAGCCCUAAAAGCAAAAAGGGAGAUGUCAGUUCUGUAAAAGAGAAUAUUAACUUAAGUGAAACUGAAAGGUCCAACCAUCAAGGAAUCUCUGAAAUCAGAAAAGAGAAGCAGAUUAUUGCAAUGGGUUUUCAUACGGCUAGUGGUAAGCAAAUUACAAUUACUAAUGAAUCAUUAGCCAAAGCAAAGCAUCUUCUUUCAGAAGAUGAAACUGUUUUUCCAGAAAUGGAGGAAGAGGUUAGUAAUUUUAUCAAGCCUAUAAUUCAGGAGAAAAGAAAUGACAAAAUUACAAAAGUUAGCAAGGAAUUUGAAGAAGGAAAUGAAAAACAUGAGUAUGUGCAUCCUGAAGGUAACUUUGAAGAUCUUCCAGAUUUGUCCUCAAACACUAUUAAGAAGAAUGAGGAUCUUGACACUAUUAAAGAACUUUCUUCAGAGAUGAGUGCAUCUGAAUCAGAUUUAGUAUCUCAUACUAAAGGGGAGAAAGUGAAUGAAGGCUUGUUGACAAAGAAUAAUCUGGCAUGUAUAAAAAGCAAAAAUAUUUCAAAAAUGGAAUUUAUUGACUCUGCUAUUGAUCAGCAUUUGCCUGUUGAAGGGUCAGAUAUUAGUGCAAUGCAAGGUUUUCAGGACUUGUCAUCUAGAAAUACUGGCAAUAAUAAAAGCCUUGAUUCCUCAAACUUAAUUUGCAGUACCACUUCAAAAGCUAGUACCUCUGAUUUAAAGAGUGAGCAUUCUUUGUUGAACCAUUUACCAGAUGAUUGUCAUAAGGAAAAUUAUGUGUCAGAUAAUUUAACUUUUAUUUCUCAAGAAGCAUCACCAUCAAAAAAUGUGUUUGCUGAAAAUAAUGAUCACACUUAUGAUGAAACUUGUAAAAAUGAGAGUAGCAGGAUACAGAAAUGUGACUUAAGAUUGUUCAGUACAAACGUCUUGCAGAAAUAUUCAGCCAGUGAAGCACCAACUUCAACUUCAAAACAUUUGAAGGCUAAGCCAGUUGCGUUCAAUACAGCAAGUGGUAAAGCUGUUGGAGUUUCUCAGGAAGCAUUAAAAAAAGUCAGACAAGUGCUUCAUGAAGACUGCUAUAAAUCUGUAAAAGACAACAUGGAAUCUCAACCUAAAACAAAUAAACAUGACCGUUUAGAAAGCUGUUCUGAUACCCGUGGCACUGGAGUGUGUAUUGAUUCUAAUAACUACUCAUCUGCAGAGAACAUUCCAGUGGAAAAUAUAAUUGCACCCCAGUUCCCUCAAGCCAAAGAGUGCUGUGCAGAUGAGCACACAUUACAGUAUACUGGAUCUAUGACCUUGAACACUCACCCUGAGUUAUGCUUUCAAAUGAAUGAUAAGCAUUCUGAUACAUGGACUUCCAACAAACAGAAGUGUAUCAAGUCAGAUUUUAUUACUGAUAACUCUGGUUUUUUUAGCACAGCUAGUGGAAAACCUGUCCAGUUAUCUGAAGAGUCAUUAAAGAAAGCAAGACUGCUUUUUUCUGAAUUGGAAAAUAAUUCAUCAGAUCUCCCAAGUCAUGUCUCUAACUGUGAUUAUAGUUAUGAUGAAGUAUCUUCUGCUGGGAGCAAAGAAGCUCCAAAGAAAGACACAAUACUUGUAUCUCAAGGGGAAAGACUUUCAAACAUUCAAGCAAACGCAAAUAUUCCCUGUGGCUUCGCUACAGCAAGUGGAAAACAAGUACAAAUUUCUCAAAAGGCUCUCCAGAAAGUUAUGGGUCUCUUAAAAGAAUUUGAUGAUGUUAGUAGUGAUAGUUUUUUCGAUGCUCAACAGAGUGUGGGGCAAGGUCCUAUAAAAGUUCUUGCUACAGAGGCCAUAGAGCAGGAUGAAGUUAUUUCAGAGUCUAAACCACGUAAGAAAUAUAAAGCACUUCAUUCAGCCACAAGUACACCUAAUGAAAAUAAAAUUAUAAAAAGCCCAUUGAGCAUUAAAAUACCUGUGUGCAUAUCUCAUAUUAAGAAGCAAAAACAAAUAGCUGAGUUAGAAGAAAGCUUUACAUGCUCAAAAGAAAUUGAGGCUUUGAAGAUAACCCAACCAUGCAAAACUAAAUGUGCAGCAAAUUGUGGUAUUGCAACAGAAGGAAAUCUGGAUUCUGAUUGUCGUCAUUACUCACAAACUCCAGAAAAUUACUUGGAAAUAGAAGCUACAGAAAGUGCCAAAGCUUUCAUGGAAGAUGAUGAACUUGAAGUACAGAAAAAUAAGAAUUCCAUAUUGGGUUUAGAGAAACCUAAUAAUUUUCUGUCAUAUACAAGAACUGGAAAAAGGCACAUGAAAGAAAAAAACACUUUUGGGGAACCUCCUAUUAAAAGAAAAUUGCUGCCUGAGUUUGAGCAGUCAGAAGAACGCAACAAAGCACCUUUGAAACCUUCAAAAAGUUAUCCGGAGGGUAUAGUGAAUGACAGAAAAAAGUUCACCUACAAUAUUCCUUUAAAGCCAGUGGUCUGUGGCCCUUUAAGUAAGACCUUAACUGAGGAAAGGAAGAAAGCAGAAAAUACAGCAAAGAAACCUGCCAAAAUCUUUGCACCACCUUUUAAAACAAAAGAAAAUGCUUCUGAGGAUAAACUAGGUAACAGCAAAGAAUCUGCCUUCAUGAACAACAAAAGUAUUAAUAGAAUGGAACAGCUUUGUCUUACAAAAGUUAACCAGAGCACUACUGAAACAGAAGGCAAUAUCUUUGAAGAUAAUUCCAUGCAAAUAUCGGCUCUGAAUUCAGAAUCGAGAGAUACAAAUUCAGAUUUAACAAAAAUAAUAGCAAAUCUUCAAUAUGCAAGAAAUCUACAAGACAUCAGAAUUAUAAAGAAACAAAGCCAGAGAAUUUGUCCACAACCAGGCAGCCUGUACCUUGUGAAAAUAUCUGCUCCUUGCAAAAUUCCUCUGAAAGCAGCAGUGGGAGAGAAAUUGCCUGGUUCUUUCACCAGCGAUCAGUUGUAUGCAUUUGGCAUUUCCAAGCAGUGCCUAAAAAUAAGCAGCAGAAAUGCAGAAGAUUUUCAAUUUAUCAUCCAGGAUUUUUUCAGCAGAGAUUAUUUUCUAGAAGAACGUGGAAUACAACUGGCUGAUGGUGGAUAUCUUAUUCCAACUGAUGAAGGAAAGGCAGGAAAAGAAGAAUUCUACAGGGCUUUGUGUGAUACACCUGGUGUGGAUCCUAAGCUAAUUUCAAAAGCUUGGGUCUACAAUCAUUAUAAGUGGAUUGUGUGGAAACUAGCAGCUAUGGAAGUUGCAUUUCCAAGGGAAUUUGCCAAUAAAUGUUUGACUCCGGAAAGACUACUACUUCAGCUAAAGUACAGGUAUGAUGUGGAAGUUGACCAAAGUCAUCGCUCAGCCAUCAAAAAGAUAAUGGAAAGAGAUGAUGUUGCUGCAAAAACUCUCAUACUGUGCAUCACUAAAAUAAUAUCAUUGAACACAAAUAUGUCUCAGAUCAGUGGUGAUAAAAGCACUGCUGAGGACAGCAAAAAAGACAUAGCACUGGUUGAAGUUACAGAUGGCUGGUAUGGAAUCAAGGCUGUCUUGGACCCUCCCCUCCAAUCACUGUUGUGUAGAAAGAAGCUGACUGUGGGCCAAAAGAUUGUUGUACAUGGAGCAGAACUUGUGGGUUCUCAGGAGGCAAGCACUCCACUGGAAGCGCCAGAAUCUCUUAUGCUGAAGAUUUCAGCUAACAGCACUCGACGCGCACGAUGGUAUGCCAAAUUAGGAUACCAUCGGGAUCCCCGGCCAUUCUCUUUGUCUUUGUCAUCACUCCUUAUGGAUGGUGGGACUGUUGGUUGCAUUGAUGUCAUUGUUCAAAGACUUUAUCCCAUGCAGUGGAUGGAAAAAACAGCAGGUUCCUACGUGUUUCGUAACUGUCGAGCUGAAGAAAGAGAAGCUGCAAAGCAUGCUGAGAAUCGACAAAAAACCCUGGAAGCAUUGCUUGCAAAAAUACAAGUUGAAUUUGAAAAGAAUGAGGAUGGCGGCAAAAGAGUACUGCGAUCCCGCACGUUAACCAGACAACAGAUUCGCUCUCUGCAAGAUGGGGAAGAACUUUACGAGGCAGUUCUUAAUGCUGCUGAUCCAGCUUACCUGGAAAGUUAUUUCAGUGAGGAGCAGUUAAAGGCCUUGAACAGUCACAGACAGAUGGUAAAUGAUAAAAGGCAAGCACAGAUAGAAGCCGAAUUCAGGAAGGCGGUGGAUUCUGCUGAGGAGGAAAACAGUUCCUGCAGAAGGGAUGUAACUGCCGUAAUCAAGCUACGAAUUGUGGAUUAUAGAAAAGAAAGAGGAAAAGAAGUAGUGCUGAGUAUCUGGCGCCCAUCAUCAGACGUUUGUACCCUCCUAAGGGAAGGAGCUCGGUAUAGAGUCUUCCAAUUAUCUGCAUCCCAAUCCAAAGGGAAGUUGGAGACUGCCAAUAUACAGUUAACAGCUACCAAGAAAACUCAGUAUCUGCAGUUGCCAGUGUCUCAAGAAAUCCUGUCACAAGUUUACAGGCCAAGAGAGUGCCUGAGAUUCAACAAGCUGUUGGAACCAUCUUUCCAUCCUACCUGUUCUGAAGUGGAUUUGGUGGGAUAUAUAGUUUCUCUAAGAAAAGGAACGGGUUUCUCUACACUGGUGUAUCUGUCAGAUGAGAAUCAUCAUUUCAUAGCAGUCCAGAUCUAUACAGAUCUUAAGCAGCUUGCUGUUGAUGACAUAAUUAUUCCUUCUAUGCUGAUCUCUGCAAUCAACCUUCAGUGGCGACCUGAAUUUAGAUCAGACAUCCCCACAUUAUUUGCUGGAGACCUUUCUGCAUUCUCCUCAAAUCCAAAAGAAAGUCAUCUCCAAGGAUUUUUUAAUGAACUGAGAAAUACUGUAGAGAACAGCAGCUGCUUUGACAAAGAUGCACAAUGCAAACUGAUGAAUUUGCUACAAACAGAUGACCCACAAACAUUUAACUUGCCCAAAGAAUGUGGCUUGGAUCCCAUUUCUCAGAAAUCUGAUGCAGGAAAUAAACAUUCUAUUGCAACUCCUAGCAGUGGACUAUGGCAUCAGAGUCCUUUGUCACUUGGGAAGCUAGAUUCAAAGCCACUGGUAUCUCUAGGGUCAGCAAAAACAACAGCAGAGCUACAAGAAACCCCUAAGAACUGUAAGAAAAGAAGAGCAAUGGACCUGCUUAGUCGAGUACCUUCCCCACCACCAGUGAAGACCAACUGUAUAUUUAUUUCUCCAUCUCUGAAAAGGGCAUUUCAGCCUCCCCGAAGUUCCAGCACUCAACUUGCAAAGUCACUGAAAAGAACAGCAUGUUAUAAUAAAAAAUCUGCCCUCAGAGGGUUUAGUGAGACUGGUUCUCCUCUUGAAAAUAAUUUUGUUGCUGACGAGGAGCUUGCAAUGAUAAAUACACAAGCCCUCGUAAGUAGUUUUCCAGAAGAUACAGGUUGAUUUGGUGGGUACAAUUGUGUAUUCUGUACCUAGUGCUUUUCCUGUCAGCCUUUUAGUAAGAAAUAAUUCCAGUAUUCUGGUAAAUCAGAUAUAUUGCAGGACUGUAAGGAGAGUACUGAGGCUGCUACAAAGGAGACAAAUGGAACAAAUACUUCCAUUAGCUGUGCAGAUGAAGUUCCAAAGACAAAGAAGAUAAAAGUACUUAUAAAUGCCCCUGUACAUUUAAAUAUUUAAGCAAUCUUUGUAAAUGCUGUGUUUUGUACAGGCUUGUUUGUGUAUUGCUCAUUUCAACUCAG
This is a messenger RNA of Lacerta agilis (Sand lizard), 9592 nucleotides long. RefSeq names its product BRCA2 DNA repair associated (gene BRCA2). NCBI's taxonomy places the organism in Eukaryota, Metazoa, Chordata, Lepidosauria, Squamata, Lacertidae. Gene Ontology annotation, biological process: double-strand break repair via homologous recombination; regulation of DNA-templated transcription. Gene Ontology annotation, cellular component: nucleus. The record is from RefSeq and is a predicted model, not a curated record.